UCCAUGGGCACGCAGCUCGCCAAUUGCCAGCCCUUCGAAUCAAUCUGAGGAGAAAGCGCUUUGAUCCCGUCCCGGCGACCACGCACGCGGCCGAAUCGAUGGCUUCCCCGGCGAUGGUCACGCUCAUCAGUUCGGACGACGCGCGGUUCGAGGUGACGGAGGCGGCGGCCACCAUGUCGCAGACCAUCCGCCACAUGAUCGAGGACGGCUGCACCGACGGCGGCAUCCCGCUCCCCAACGUCCCCGCCAGGACCCUCGCCAAGGUGCUCGAGUACUGCAACAAGCACGCCGCCGCCACCGCCGCCGAGUCUUCUGCUGCUGGCGGCGCCGCCGCUGGCUCGGACUCCGGGAGCUCCUCGAGCGCCGACUCGGCGGGCAAGGAUGAUGGCGUCGAUCUGGCGAGCUUCGACAAGGCGUUCAUCGAGGUCGACACGGACACGCUGUACGACCUCCUGCUGGCCGCCAACUACCUCGACGUCAAGACGCUGCUGGACCUCUGCUGCCAGAAGGUCGCCGACAUGAUCAGGGGCAAGACGCCGGAGCAGAUCAGGCAGACGUUCGGGAUCAAGAACGACUUCUCGCCCGAGGAGGAGGAGAAGAUCCGCAAGGAGAACCAGUGGGCCUUCGAGUAGUAUGUAGAGGCCGCCGGGCCCGGCCGCCGCCAUGGAUCAAAGAUCUCGAUCGACCUGUCGGGCGCCCUUUGCCGUGCUGUGGGGUUUAGUGGAUCGCUUAGUUUCAUCUCAGGAAGACGCUCAUCAAUUUUUGUUAGAUCAUUGGCUGCUACUUUGAUAUUAUUACUAGGUAAAGCUGUUUAGAA
This is a messenger RNA of Panicum hallii, 817 nucleotides long. RefSeq names its product SKP1-like protein 1A. Gene Ontology annotation, biological process: SCF-dependent proteasomal ubiquitin-dependent protein catabolic process. The transcript has a single exon. Gene Ontology annotation, cellular component: cytoplasm; nucleus. The record is from RefSeq and is a predicted model, not a curated record. Gene Ontology annotation, molecular function: cullin family protein binding. Bases 99 to 632 code for a protein of 177 amino acids. Lineage: Eukaryota; Viridiplantae; Streptophyta; Magnoliopsida; Poales; Poaceae.